AGCACAGGCCCGGCCGUUAUAGCUUAUGAGGGUGAUCCACGUGUACAAAUAUUACUCAAUUAUGAAUAUAAUAGAACAGCUAGGUGGGCUGGGUGAUGGUUGAGUAUUGAGACUUGCAUUUCACUGUUUUGAGGUUUGCAGUAGACAGGUGCUUUCCUUAGCGUUGGCAUUACAGUAGUAGUGACUGUUGUCUGCUCUGAGGUUUCAGCUAGCAGAGUAAAGUUCUGGAGCUAGUUAAAUUACAUUCAGCAUCCGUGUCAAAAACUAAGGUACCGGUAUGGCCUUUCACAUCACGAUGGUGACGCUGCUCACCCUAGGAAUGAUGGGUUCAGAGGUCAAAGCAGUAGAAGUAGGCGAGCACACACAACAACUUGCCAGGGCCAAUAACGCAUUUGCCCUCCAUCUUUACAGUGCCACCAGGGCAACUCAUCCAGACCAGAACCUCUUCUUCUCCCCGCUCAGUGUCUCUACCGCCCUGGGCAUGACCCAUCUUGGAGCUAGAGGAACAUCCUCCGCGCAGAUGAGUGAGGUCCUCCGCUUUAAUCUCCUGGAAGAAGAGCAUCUGCAUGCGUCCUUCAAGCAGCUCAACGCUCUUCUCUAUGAGUCCUCCAACAAGUACACGCUGAAGUCUGCCAACAAGCUCUUCGGUAAAGCCGGUGCUGACUUUCUGCAGGAGUUCUUGGACAACACUGGCAAUUUCUACAAUUCGGCAUUUGAGGCGGUGAAAGAUUUUGCAGCCCCAGAGGCAAGGACAAUGAUCAAUGAUUGGGUGGCCAAGGAGACGGAGGAUAAGAUCCAGAAUCUCUUUCCUGAUGGAGUUCUGAACUCUCUCACCCAGCUUGUUCUGGUGAAUGCCAUUUACUUUAAGAGCAACUGGGUCAAGUCUUUCAACCGUGACGACACAGAGCCUGGGGUUUUCAGGAUGAAGGAUGAAACUGCGCAUCUUCCGAUGAUGUUUAAGGAUGGGGAGGUCAUGAUGACAGAUGACAAGGAGAGGAAAUGUUUUGUCCUAGAGAUGCCCUAUGAUGGUGAGGACCUUAGCAUGCUGGCCAUCCUGCCUUGGGAUGAUGAUGGCUUGGCCAAUGUAGAGGAACAACUGUCCAUGGAGGUCCUAGACUUCUGGGACAGUGACCUUGAGCCUGAAAACGCAAUGUACUGGGUUCCAAGAUUCAAGCUAGAGGAUACAUUCAGCCUGUCAUCCAUUCUCCAAUCCAUGGGAAUGGCAGACGCAUUUGAUGCUACCAAAGCUGACUUCUCUGGCAUGACAGGGGACCAAUCUCUGCACAUCUCAGAAGUAAUCCACAAGGCGUUUGUGGAGGUGAAUGAAGAAGGGACUGAAGCGGCCGCUGCAACAGGAGUUACUAUGACGAAAAGGUCCAUUAGUAAGCGUUACAGGCUGAGAUUCGAUCAUCCUUUCUUGUUCCUGAUCAGAGAUCGCCGGACCAAGGCUGUCCUCUUCCUGGGACGAUUAGUAGAUCCCCCUCAUGAUAUUAGGGUUCAUCAUGAGGAGUUGUGAAGCACUCUAAAAAUGCUUGGACUGAAUCAAGGAACAACAUAUGGGCUUUCAUGAAAUAAGUAGAUUGAAAUAAGUACCAGUAGAUGUUUAGCUAACAUUUAACCAUCAUGAAAUGAGUUCUUGGGCAAGUCUUUGUCCCAAAUACUACCGACCACAUCUAAAAUUUCAAUAUAUCUGAUGAAAGUAUCAAGCUGAUGGCCUUACUAAAGCUUGAAUCAGACUUAAAAUGGUAUUUUUAUAUUCAUUUAUGUUCUUAAUUCUGUAAUACAAUUCAGUAAUACUUGGUAACAUGUGAUAUGAACCGGAUACUUGCCCUAUUUCAUAUCUGUACUGAAGAUUUAAGGUUUGUGACUUAGAUACAUGUAAACCAGGUGCUCUUUAAUGAUUUAUAGAUAUCAUGCAAUGGUACUUUGGUGGAGCUAAAUAUGACCAGUGCCAUAUUGAUAUUUUUAGUAUAUUUUUUUAUUCUUGAGUUUUUUGCUUGUAUUGAUAAAUGUGGACUAACCUACUGUAACCUUAAAGUUGAGAACUGGUCAUGCUA
Messenger RNA from Strongylocentrotus purpuratus (purple sea urchin), 2057 nucleotides. Its product is annotated as leukocyte elastase inhibitor A. Bases 278 to 1516 code for a protein of 412 amino acids. Gene Ontology annotation, biological process: negative regulation of endopeptidase activity. Lineage: Eukaryota; Metazoa; Echinodermata; Echinoidea; Camarodonta; Strongylocentrotidae. Gene Ontology annotation, molecular function: serine-type endopeptidase inhibitor activity. The transcript is spliced from 2 exons. The record is from RefSeq and is a predicted model, not a curated record.